ACGAUCGGUCGGUACGUUGCGGUGCGGUGUGCUAUCCGUCGGUUUUGGUGCGUCGGGUACCAAGGACGUUGUAUACUAGUCUACGUUGAUCGUCCCCGUGCGUUUCGCCCGAUUGGCGAUUUCCCUCCCGUCAUCGCCACUGCAACUCAUUGCUCACACGUACUUCUACAUCUACACCGCGCUCGCGUUAUAGGCGGAUGUGUACUCAACAGCGUUUCGCCCGUUUCUUACAAGACAGUUAUCGUCACCGUCGUGUGUAAAUUAUAUUUUAAAACUCGUAUGUUUGGACGAGUAUAGAACGAACGGUUAAAGGCCCAAUACACCGUUUUCGGAUCUACGUCGUCCGUACUCGGUUCGCGUCCGCCCGUGUGUGUUAUUAAUAAUAAUAAUAUUAACACACGCUCACGCAUAUAUAUAUAUUUAAGUAUAUAAGGUCAAUGGUAUUCGGUGACGAUAUCGCGACCACACAGCAGUCUUAAAUGUUGCAAACAGAGAGGAUGCCCGACCUGGUGGAGGUGAUGAGGAUGGGCAAGGACCAUCGGCUCAAGCACAGGCAGUUGCCUCUACAAGUCGAUGAGAACUUGACUUUGGUGAUGGAUCUUAGCAACGAAGAUUUGGUACAAGAAGUAAAACAAGUGCCACCAUUAAAAGUUCAAUCUUUGGACAGUUUUGUGAAAAAAUAUCGCAUGCUAAAUAAACGUGAACUUCAAGAUGUAUUAAAAGUUUCCAUUAAAGAAAUAUUAGAUAUAAUGAGUGAAAGUAUCGACUGUGUUGGAUGUCGUAGAAGUGCUGAAAAAUUAUUUGGUGAAAUGGCCAAACUUGGUCAAAAUGCAUUGUUUCCUCUUGUUGUAGUUAAUAACAACUUUAUAUCUAUAAGAUAUGAGUUUUAUGAUGAAGAAAGGUGCAUGUAUAAUUUACUCCAGAAUACCAAUGGGAAUCGCUUAUCAUCAAUAGCAUCUAGUCGAAGGCAAUCAAAAAAAAGUAAAAGAUGUGUUUACCAUUCCCUUGAGUCCCAGAGACUUGUCCGACCAAUGGCAAGUGGAUGGCAAGAUAUAUGGAGGCAUAUGACUGAACCUUGCAGAGAUGAAAUAGUGCUUAUAGAAGCUAGUAGUUUAUUAAGCACACUGGAUAAUUAUCUCAGAAAACAUAGAUUUUGUGGUGACUGUCGUACAAAAGUGAUGAAAGCAUAUGCAUUACUUAUUGAAGAAGAAGAUCCGUCCAAAGAAAAAGGUUAUAUAGAAGAACUUUAUGCCGGUAUUAAAAGAUGUGUUGGGGACAAACACGUCCAUUUGGACACUGAUAUUAAUUAUAUUGGUGCAUUGAUCAGCCGUGCUGAACCAGAAUUAAUGGGAAAUAACAUCAGUCGUAGGGAACGACAUGCUAAAACUAUCGAGAUUGCUCAAGAAGAGGUUUUAACAUGUCUGGGUAUUUGUGUAUAUGAAAGAUUACACAGAAUACAAUUAAGGAUUAGAGAAGAACAAUAUACUUGCCAAGUUUUAGCAGCAGCAGCCAUUGAUGGUCUUGCUAGAAGAUUUGAAACUGCUAUUGAAGUAAAACAAGGAUUUACCAAGUUAGAUCAGUUUUACAAUGAAUUUUCAAAAAAAGAGAAAAAGACACAAAAAAGAAAACGGCUUAGGAAGCAAAAAAGAUUACAAAAAAAAGAAGACACAGCAAUAUUGUUGGUUUCAAGAGUAUCAUCACCCUGUUGUCAAAAAGAAGUUUGUUCAUGUGUUGAUGAAGAUGAAGAUGAAGAUGAAAUUGAUUUUUGUGAAGAUGAUAUUGAUUUUGUGGAUGAUGUUGAUGACGAAGAUGAUGUUUAUGACGGUGUACAAUCAAAUGAAAGAGAAGAUUCUGAUGAAAACUGUUUUUAUGUUUAUGAAGAAUAUAAAUGUACAUGUGAACUUCAUAAAAGAUUGAGAAAACAACUUAAACUGUCUGGCGACCGAAAAAAAAGUGUUUCGACUCCAAUUAAACCAUGCAGCUGUGUUGACUGUAAUUCUAAAGGGACAAGGAAAUCAAAAAAGAAAAAAAAUAGUGGGGAGAAAGAGAAACGCAAUAAAAAGAAACAAACAAAAAGCAGCAGAAAAAAUACAAAAAAAAUUAAGAAUCCCCCAGUUCAAUUACAAAGUGAAGCAGAAGAAGAACCAAUAAGCGCUUAUAAUAUGAUUGUUGAUGAUGAUGAUAUUGAAAUUGAAGAUAUGACUGACCGUCAUUCUGCUGAUGAGCAUCAAUCUGAAGGUGGUGACUGUAAGUCUAGUGUAAUCAAUCAUGAUCUACCUGGUAGCUGUAGUUCGUGUCCAUCGUUAUGUGAUCAUUCACAAGACUAUGGUUAUGCAUCAGCUGAAAAUAACAAUCAUAGUAAUAGUACCAGCUCACCUGAUGGUUCAGAUGUGGCGUGCUCUGAAGGAUUUUGUAACCACUCAGGAGAUUUACCUUCAUUAAAAAUAAAAUGUUAUUCUAACAUGGGGACAUUAUCCUGUAAGUCAUUGCCACUUCAACAGUUGUUAAUAGAUGAACUGGAGAAAGAUGCUAUUGUUGUAGAUGAUACAAUAAUACCGUCAGAGGAAGUGGAGAUGUACAAAGUCUGUGCAAUGUUAGUAAAUGAGAAACGUCUCAAACUUAGAGAAACACUUAAGAGUGGUUUCGCUAAUUUAAAAGACCCUCAGUCCUUAUGAGUCAUUGUUGGAGUGUCAUUCUCACUUCUCUUAUUCCAAAACAUUUUUAAUAAAACCGUUUUAGUUAAUUUUUUCAUUAUACUUAUAUAAUAAUAUAGAAACAUUUUUUUUUUCUUUAUUUGCAUUCAUAAACACAAUAUUGCGUUAGUUAAUAUUUGUGAAUAAUUUGUUCUGACCUUUUUUGAUUAGAUCAAUACAAAUUUAUUUAAGAAUAUUUUUUAUAUUAUAAAUUUAAAUUUAUUAGAGGAAUAUAAUAGUUUAUUUGAUAACCAUUAUUAAAGAAAAAAGAAAAAAGUA
Messenger RNA from Rhopalosiphum maidis (corn leaf aphid), 2972 nucleotides. RefSeq names its product gametogenetin-binding protein 2-like. NCBI's taxonomy places the organism in Eukaryota, Metazoa, Arthropoda, Insecta, Hemiptera, Aphididae. Gene Ontology annotation, cellular component: nucleus; cytoplasm. The record is from RefSeq and is a predicted model, not a curated record. The transcript has 12 exons. Bases 480 to 2675 code for a protein of 731 amino acids.